This is a messenger RNA of Mesocricetus auratus (golden hamster), 1901 nucleotides long. It is a transcript of the gene CUNH19orf18, whose product is annotated as chromosome unknown C19orf18 homolog. Lineage: Eukaryota; Metazoa; Chordata; Mammalia; Rodentia; Cricetidae. The coding region runs from base 118 to 888 and encodes 256 amino acids. The transcript has 7 exons. The record is from RefSeq and is a predicted model, not a curated record.
CUAAAUCAGAACCCAAACAUUCCUCGGGAGGCAGAGCAUCUCACUGCUCCAAUUGCUGGGCUGUUUAGAGAAGUAUUUCUUUCUUAUGUAUGAAAAAGAACUGGUAGUGUUAGAACGAUGAACAAGGUUCAGAGUUCUUCCACAUUUUUAUUUUGGUUUUUGUUGGAAUGCCUGCUUCAUGUCUGCUGGCUUAAUGCAGAUGAUGUUCCUCCUGCUGAGAAGACAGCAGGCUCACCAGGGAGUAGACAGUUACAAACAACUAAAACUCCUAUGGAACAACCCAGAGAUGCCCUUAAAAUAUUUCGAGGAACAGCUGGAACCUCAGGACCAGCAACUAGACCAACUCUGAAGAUCCUAGAAUCCUGGACCAAAAAAGGAACAUCACAGAAUACUGAUACACCUGAGACUACAGAGGCCGCUUCUGAGUUUGUGGCACUUUCUGCAGUUCCCAGGUCCAACUCGUGGAAUGAAGCAAUAAUUCCACGUAGACCUGGUCUUGUUCAAGUAAUUUCAGUUUCGAGUAUAAGUUUUGUCAUUGCCCUGUUUUGUGGACUAAUGAUCUCCUAUAUGAUAUAUCGGCUGGUGAAAGCUGAGGAAAAACAGCAGCUUGCAAUGUUGUAUGAGAAUCUAGAGAUUCCACUUUUAGAUGAAAAGGAGGCCUCUGAAGAUGAAGGCCAGGAUGAGUCUUCUGAACCACACCCAGAGAAUGAGGAGCUGGGGAAGUUCAUCGGCUCAGUUAUUAGAACAAAAAGAAGGGAAAGCAUUUUAAAGAAGAAGAAGGGAGAGCAAAACCUACUGAACGAAAAUAUGUCAGAGGAUUACAAUUAUACUGAAAAAGCGGAGAGUCAAGAUGAAAUGGAGAAAGAUGAAAAAGGGGGGUAUCUGUGAAAACUGAAGGUAUAACAUAUUUGGGACAAUGUAGAGACCAAAUUGCGUGGAUAACAGAUGACUAAGAACAUGAACAGGAUUUACUUCCAGAGAACCUUGUAGAAGAAUAUGCUAGAGAAAGAAAUGUGAGAAAUAUAUACCUGAAAAUAAAUUCAUAUCAUACAGAGACUCUUGCUUCUUAGUUAUGAUAGUCCAUGAAUAAUUAUAACUUAGGUAGGAUAUAGAAAACAAUUCAAGUUCACUAACAAUGAAGACAAAUUUUUUUUGUAUUUUGGCUCCAUGUCAGAAACAAAGCUUAGUCCUUUUGGGGGAGUCCUCAUGACUGUGAUAACAAAAUAUUUUCAUUAAAAACUUACUAAGUGAUAUUACUAUCAAAUAAGUCAUUUAUCUCAAUUUUACACAAUAAGACAUUGAAGAUAUCUUAAUAAAUAUGCCAUUAGAUUUAGACAUUGGCAUCUCUGUUGGUUUUCAGUUCCAAUGAGGGAACUAGUUCAUGCUGAAGAAUCAAAUAAUGAAAGAAAAUAUCACCAAAUAUCUUAGAGUUUAAGCACAUUUAUUAGUACAUUGUCCAUUUUAGUUAGUACAUUUUAAGUACAUUGCUAAGUACAACCCAACAGUUUUGUGUUGGUUCCCAUUUGUUGCCAUCCUGAGGACAAUUGCUUUGAAAAACAAUCUAGACAUUCCUAUAAAUACCGACUUGCUACAUGACCAAGCAUAUCUACUCCUAUGUAUAUAUCCAUACAAAAAUUUGCACAUGUUUAUGACAGCAUUAUAUAGCCAAACAUGAGAGCAUAUGCCAGCACUUGGGAGGUAGUAAUAGUAAGACUAUGAGUCUGAGGUCAGCCAGGGCUAUAGAGUGAAAUGUUUUCUCAGUAACUGGUAAGCAGAUGAACAAACUGCAACUUAUCUAUAUGACUGAAUAUUUCUCCAGCAAUUAAAGGGGUGAAGUCUGGUGUAUACCCCACAUAUGUGCGUUCAUAAUAAAAACAUUGUACUCAGUGUAAGAAACCAGA